AUGCUGCUCGACACCAAGAACGCGGCCCUCCUCGGCGCUCUGUGCGCCGCCGGCACCGCCCUGGCCGCCGAUGUUGAUGCCGGUUUCAACGUGCGGACCACCGCCGACGUCGCCGUCUCCCACGCCCGCCACUCGUGGGAAUGGGGCACCACCGCGCAGGCGCUCCUCGAGCUCGACAACCCCGAGCUCUCCGUCUUCGGCGAUGACCCCUUCCCCGGCGGCCGCCUGCCACGCGUCAACCCCGGCGUGCGCGCGCUCGCGUACGUGAAGCCGCAUAUCCGCCGCGACGGGCCGACGCUGACCGAGGACGGCGCGGUCGGUGACCCGGCGUCGAUGGGCGUCUCGGCGCUGCUGCUCGGAUCCUCGGACGGCGUGUACUACGGCGCCGCGGACAGACAGGCCGACUACAUCCUGCACAAGGCGCCGCGGUACGCCAACGGCGCCAUCUCGCACCGCGCCGACAUCAAGGAGCUCUGGGCCGACAACAUGGCCAUGUCCUUUCCCUUUUUGGCGUACUACGCCGUCUACAAAAACGACACGGACGCCAUGAGGGAGGUGGUCCGCCAGUGCGGCCUCUACCGCGACGUCCUCAAGAUCGACCGCUUCCUCAACUGGCGGCACAUCAUUGGCCCGCAGUCGCAGGACGAGGGCCUGUGGUCGACCGGCAACGGCUGGGCGGCGUACGGCAUGCUGCGCGUGCUGCACACUCUCCAGAAGUGGCCGCGCUCGCGGUCCGCCCUCGGCACCGAGCAAGGCCGCCUGAAGGCGUGGAUCAAGGAGAUCCUGGACGGCGCGAUGCUCUCCGGCCGCGAGGACCUCGGCCUGCUCCGCAACUACCUCAACGACGUUGGGUGGUGGGGCGAGAUCUCGGGCACGGCGCUGCUGUCGGCGGCGGCGUACCGCAUGGCGGUCAACGACCCGGGCAUGUUUCCGAAAAAGUACGUCGACUGGGCGGACGAGAACCGCCGCGCGCUGGGGAAGCAGCAGGGCGGCGACGGCGUGCUGGUGCCGGCGGUGAACCCGCUGGCGUGGAAGGACAGGAAUAAGUUCUACGGCGGCUCACCAGAGGGCCAGGCGUUUGUGGUGAACCUGUACACGGCGUACCGCGACUGCGUAAACGAGGGCGUGUGCCGGAAGUAG
Messenger RNA from Cordyceps fumosorosea ARSEF 2679, 1140 nucleotides. Its product is annotated as Six-hairpin glycosidase. Gene Ontology annotation, biological process: carbohydrate metabolic process. Bases 1 to 1140 code for a protein of 379 amino acids. The record is from RefSeq and is a predicted model, not a curated record. Lineage: Eukaryota; Fungi; Ascomycota; Sordariomycetes; Hypocreales; Cordycipitaceae. The transcript is spliced from 2 exons.